UUUAAGACUGCUUUUUUUUGGAGAAAAAAUAUUUUCCUUAUUCAAGCACUGCAGGUACAUAUAAAGUUAAGUAGUAUGUGGGCCUGUGCAGAGGUAGGUUUUACGUAGGAAUAUGAUUCUUAGAGUGAGUUAGGUUAAUCUACAUUACGCCGACAAGUAAGUGUUAGUAUUAAGUAAAAAGACAGUAUGAGGGUCAGUGGUAGGUUUACAGAUUUGUAACACUACCAAUGCGGACUUUCACGCAAGAGAGCUUGACUCAUUUUGACUCAAUGAAAUUUUUUUUUGAGGCCUAAUAUUUCAAGUCUUUUUUUUUUUUAAAGACAUUUUUUUGGGCAUUUUUGCCUUUAAUGGACAGGACAGGUAAGCGUGAGGGGGGAGAGAGAGAGGGGGGAUGACAUGCAGCAGAGAGCCACAGGCUGGAUUUGAACCCAGGCUGCUGCGGCAACAGCCUUGUGCAUGGGGUGCCUGCUCUACCUACUAAGCCACCGACGCCCCGUAUUUCAAGUCUUUUAAGGACGUACAGACACCAUAGCCUGGUAGGACCAGCAUGAUGUUGUGUUUCGCUCCCUGUUUCAGACGAUCAGAGGGCCCCGAUUAGAUUUUAAUUGCUGGAAAGUAUUUGGGGCGGCAUCAAGUCCAGAGUGACACAGAGAGCGAAACAGAAUGUUGAGCUCACGUCAUCAGGAUGGUCUUACCAGGAUACACAGACCGUGCUUUAAUCACUGAGGUUAAGAUGCUUUUGUUGUGAAACUUCAUAUGAUAUAAAAAUGAAUGAACAUGAACCAAACACAAAACUUAAAUCUCAAUCUUAGGCUGUCUGUCAGCUGAUUAUAAUUACCACUCCAAAUCAAAUUAGACGUUUAAGGAGGAGACACUGAGUGCCCAAGUAACGUGGGAUUCAAGACAAGACAGAAGACAAGAAGAAGAGUGAUAUAUGGAGGAACAAACUCAAGGGUGACCUAAGGACGCUGACAAUUCAAACUACAUUUGAGGAGGUGCAUCUUUGCGACUUCAAAGACGAAGACAAAUUUAAUUUAGGAAUGACACUGUGGGACGUAACGGAUCAGCAGUUAGUUUGAUAAGAGAGCUGUAACGUCCCACGAGAGGAUUAUUUGGACGUGCCUGAAUAGUUAACCAAAACAAUUUUAGGACUUCUUACAGGCAGCGUCAUGUCUCCUUCACAACUUGGGAUUGUCCUCCUGUGUUGUCUACCUUUGGCAGCAUGUUUGCGCUGUUACACCUGUUUGUUUCCAGCCAUCUCUCCUAUGGACUGCUUUAAGUUUCCUCAGGAGUGUCCAGCUGGACAGCGCUGCCUGUCCAGUACUGCAACUGGGAGACGGGGCGCUCUACAAGUGACGAUGUACGAGAAGAGCUGUGCCGUACCGUCCCAGUGUGGUGUGAGUGGACAGAAAUACGCCUCAGGGCUCUACUUCAAUUACACCAACAUCUGCUGUGACACAGACCUGUGUAACGGGGCCGGGUCCUUUGCUGCCCUCAGCUGGGGAGGAGCAGCUCUCUGCCUGCUGCCUGCGCUCUCUCUGCUGCUGGCCUGAACAGCAGAGGUGGUGGGGGGGGGCGGAGGUUUGGAUGGGUUUCAGAGGUUAAAAUCAGAUUUUUUUCUACCCAUAGUAUCUACGUAUCUCCUUAAAAAUAACAAAAAUAAAUCAAUGACUAAACAUAUAAAAAUAAAUAGUUGACAGCUGUGUGACGUGAUGUACAAAAACAAUCUGUAAAUACUAAAAUACACUGUCAGUAAAAUAAGAAACCAGUACCAAAAUAUACAAUAUUGACAAAAAUUCUCACCUCAAGGUCCACUGAGUGGCUGUUCUGGAGCUUUCAAUCAUGUAUCUACUCAGUUUUGUGUUUCAGUCACAUUUAAAAAGACUUCUGGGCCCUUUGAUGACUUCUGUUCCAUUAAAAAGUUGGUUUAUAGUUCAUUCUUGACUUUGGAAACAGCAACUCACAAAACAAUCUCACCUCGAGGUCCUUUUAGUUGCUGCUCUAGAGCUUUUAGUCAUAAAGCAUGAUCUUCUUCAACAAAUUGAUACCUGUUGAAGACUGGUCAGCAAAGUUAUUACAGGUAACUAAGACUAAAGUAAAAACUACAACUAGAUGUGAAAAACAUUUUAUCGAACUGAAACAAAAAUAAAAAAAAUUAUAUUGAACUUAUAUUGAAACUAUUUCCAACAACAAAAUAUAAACUGAAACAAGAAAACUCACUCUGGAAACUAAAAAUACAAAAUUAUAAUAACACUGCUUCUCUGCCCAUGUUGUUUUGAAAGUUUAAGUUCAAGUGGUAAUUUCUGAUACAAUUAGGAAACAGAAGAUUUACAGGUGAAGAUCAUGUAUGACAGAAAGCUCCAGAACAGCUACGAAAUUGAAGUGACACCAGUUUGUCAACUUCUGUCUCCAAAAUCAGUAAUGAACUUUGAAUUUUUACACCAACAUGGACAAGAAGUCCUUAAAAAUCAGAUAUACAGUAUAAACAUCCACAUCUGAAUGUCGAAUGAGUGAAAGCUCCAGAAGAGAUACUAAAUGGACCUUGAGCUGUGAAUGUUUUGUUAACAGCUUUGAAACCAGAAUACAUCGUUUUGUUUUAGCUAUGUAUUAGUGUAUCUGGGAAUGACAUUAUGACGACCCAGUGAUGAAACUAAUAAACUUUAAUACACUACACCUUUUUUCUGCACUAACGUGUAUUUGCUGUGAAUGUAAAUGUAUUAUUUUUUAAUCAAUUCUGCUUUCAAUCAUCAAAUAAAACAUUUUGUUGUUUGCAUGUUUUUGUACACCUUCCUC
Messenger RNA from Epinephelus moara (kelp grouper), 2793 nucleotides. RefSeq names its product prostate stem cell antigen-like. The record is from RefSeq and is a predicted model, not a curated record. NCBI's taxonomy places the organism in Eukaryota, Metazoa, Chordata, Actinopteri, Perciformes, Serranidae. The transcript has 3 exons. The coding region runs from base 1170 to 1553 and encodes 127 amino acids.